AUGUCUGCUCUCAUGCCAAUGGCGACCUACGCUUUAGCCGUGCCAUCGGGUGACAUGGUCGUCUCAGCAGGCACCGAGAUCCCCUCGGCCUUUCGCAUCACCAUGGCUGCUAUUGACCCGAGUGCGAAGCCGGACGGCGCUGAGGGUGCUGCUCCACGAGCUACCCUAAAGAUUCUGCGUCGUCCGCUCGAGCUGUGGGACGACGAUGAAGACGAGGAUGACGAGGACGAUGAUGAGGAGGACUUUGAUGCUGACAUGAUGGAGAAGAUGCUUGCGGGUGAGCUCGUAGACGGCGACGAUGAGGAUGACGAGGACGAAGACGAGGAGGACGAUGAGGAUGACGAAGACGAUGAGGAGCUCAAUGGCGGUCCAAGCGACCCUAGCAAAGGCAAGAAGGCCCGUACUGAGGCUGCUAUCAAGAAGCUCAUUGGUGACGGCAUGGAUGUGGAUGGCGACGAUCAGGAGGUGAAGCUAAACGGUGUGAAUGGCGUUGCAAAGUCCGCCAAGGCCAAGGGCAAGAUGCCCGCUGGUGACCUUGAGGAAGAUGAUGAGGACGACGAGGAGGACGAUGACGAUAUCGACAUCGAUGAUCUCGAAGGGGAGAUUGAGGAGUUCGUCCUCUGCACGCUGGACCCUGAAAAGAACUAUCAGCAACCGCUCGAUAUUGUCAUCGGCGACAACGAGCCUGUCUGGUUCAAGGUCUCCGGCACUCAUACCAUCUACCUUACUGGAAACUAUGUCGAGCCGGCUCAGGACAACUCUGGCAUGUACGAUCCCGACGACGACGAGGACGAAGAGUACGACCUGGAUCCGGAUGAGGAUGAGCUUGAGGACGAUGAAGACGAGGAGGAGGACGAGCUUGAUGAUAUGGCUGAUCCUCGCAUCAUGGAGCUUGACGAGGAAGACGAGGAUGACGAAAUCGACGUACCCGAGCUCGUUAAGGUGGCGACUAAGGCAGCCGCGCCCAAGGCAGACAAGAAGACCAACAAGAAGCGCCCCGCUGAGGACGAUGAGGAGCCGCAGACGUUGGAUGAGAUGAUUCAGCAAGAGUCUGCCAAAGCUGACGAGCCCAAGGCCGAGGAGCCAAAGCUAAGCAAGAAGCAGUUGAAGAAGCUCAAGAAGAACGAUGGCACUGCUGCCAAGGUUGAGUCUGCGGACAAGCCUGCCGAAGUACCAUCAUCCCAGAAAUCCGACAAGAAAGUCUCCUUUGCCAAAGAGCUCGAGCAAGGCCCGACGCCAACCAAGGAGAAAACUGCCACUGCCAACAAGACCGCCGAGAAGGAGAAGACAAAAGCCUCCCUUGGCGUCAAGACGGUCCAAGGCGUAACAAUCGACGACCGCAAGCUCGGUGAGGGUCAAGCAGCCAAGGCCGGUGACCGCGUCGGUAUGCGCUACAUUGGCAAGCUUGCAAACGGCAAGGUCUUCGACAGCAAUAAGAAGGGCAAGCCAUUCAGCUUCAAGCUCGGCGCCGGCGACGUCAUCAAGGGGUGGGACAUCGGUAUUCAGGGCAUGAGUGUUGGUGGCGAGCGUCGCGUCACCAUCCCGGCUCAUCUCGCUUAUGGAGCCAAGGGUGCUGGCAAGGAUAUCCCGCCAAACUCGGUCUUGACGUUCGAUGUUAAGCUCAUCGAACUCAAUAAGGGAAAGUAG
This is a messenger RNA of Baudoinia panamericana UAMH 10762, 1647 nucleotides long. RefSeq lists its product as uncharacterized. Lineage: Eukaryota; Fungi; Ascomycota; Dothideomycetes; Mycosphaerellales; Teratosphaeriaceae. Gene Ontology annotation, cellular component: nucleolus; chromatin. The record is from RefSeq and is a predicted model, not a curated record. The transcript has 2 exons. The coding region runs from base 1 to 1647 and encodes 548 amino acids. Gene Ontology annotation, molecular function: macrolide binding; peptidyl-prolyl cis-trans isomerase activity.